AUGACGGAACUGGAGAUGGCCAUGACCAUGAUCGUGGACGUCUUUGCCCGGUACUCCAAGGGCGACAGCAACUCGAACAGCCUGACCAAGGGAGAGCUGAAGGCGCUGAUGGAGAAGGAGCUCCCGGGCUUCCUGCAGAAUGGAAAGGACAAAGAUGCCGUGGACAAGCUGCUCAAGGACCUGGAUGCCAACGGGGACGCCCAGGUGGACUUCAACGAGUUCAUCGUGUUUGUGGCUGCGCUCACAGCUGCCUGUCACAAGUUCUUCCAGCAGGCGGAAUGCAAAUGAGGCCCUGCGGUCCAGAUUCCUGACCGAGGACAGCAGGGCCUGAGGCGGAUCCCUGGCGUCCGGGAGCUGGCCCAUGGCCC
Carlito syrichta (Philippine tarsier) is the source of this 368-nucleotide messenger RNA. RefSeq names its product S100 calcium binding protein P (gene S100P). NCBI's taxonomy places the organism in Eukaryota, Metazoa, Chordata, Mammalia, Primates, Tarsiidae. The coding region runs from base 1 to 288 and encodes 95 amino acids. Gene Ontology annotation, cellular component: extracellular exosome; cytoplasm. Gene Ontology annotation, molecular function: calcium ion binding; transition metal ion binding. The transcript is spliced from 2 exons. The record is from RefSeq and is a predicted model, not a curated record. Gene Ontology annotation, biological process: endothelial cell migration.